This is a messenger RNA of Myxocyprinus asiaticus (Chinese sucker), 1253 nucleotides long. Its product is annotated as transmembrane protein 54-like. The coding region runs from base 132 to 803 and encodes 223 amino acids. NCBI's taxonomy places the organism in Eukaryota, Metazoa, Chordata, Actinopteri, Cypriniformes, Catostomidae. The record is from RefSeq and is a predicted model, not a curated record. The transcript is spliced from 6 exons.
GGAGUGGUGACUGGCGAUGGAUGUAGGUGAACGAGAACAAGGAAGUCAUCCAGAAAGGCACGGCAAGAGGAGAAGAUCUUUGAACAUGUGACGGCUUUAAUUAUAACUUAAUCAGAAAGAAGCAUACCAGGAUGGUGAAUUCGGGUGUUUGUUGUGGCAGUCUGAAGGAUAAUAAGAUCCUUAUGAAGAUGGGCUUGGGGCUGGUGCUGGUAGGCCAUGUGAACUUUUUGCUGGGGGCACUUGUACACGGAGCUGUGCUCGGGCACAUAAAGGUGCUCACUUGGGACCGGAAACUCGUGUACCCCAUCUCCAAUGUCACCGCUCUUGUUGCGGGGCUUGUGGCAAUUAUUGGUGGGAUCUCCGCUAUUGUCCUCUCCAAGAACAAGAAAAACCAGCUGCUGAGUUGGUUUUUACUAGUUGUGAGUGUUCUGGCUGUUCUCUUGGGCGGCGCCUCUGCAGUGGGCAUCAGUAUGGCCACAGUGAGGGCCAUAAUGCAGGAAGGGCAUAGUCUCUUUGCCCAUUGCAAUCUUCCUGCCAACAUGAGUUACUACAGCAUCACAAAUGAAUGCCCUUUUGACCCCACACGCAUCUAUGGUACAACAUUAAUCCUGUGGUUUCCAUUGAUUCUGAUGUCAGUAGUAGAAGUUGUGUUCUCUUGCCGCUGUUUCUUGGCCUGCACCUCCUUUCUCCGCUUGCGCUGCCCAUGGAGGAAAAAUGUUGUCUACUCUAGAAGGCCUUCUUUUCUAGUGUAUAAUCUUGCGUGCCGAGGUGACAGAAGAAACUGCACUACCUCCAGGACAUGAGCCAAAUGAGGAGGAGCCAACAGAACAGCACGACCUUCUUGACAAAGACACACCUGUUGUGGUGACCAGUGAUUGGCUGUAAUUCACCUGCAUGUGCCGCAUGACCAAUAGACACUAGUUUAGAAUUGCACAAAGCAUAAGUGACCAUGCACAUGAAACAUGUGGAAAGAUGUGCUGUCCUUUACUGCCCACUAAUCUGGCUAACAAGUGAAGAAAGACUUCUUCAGAAUCUUCAGCUUAGUUUGGCAAUAAUAAUGAAUAAUAAUACUGAAAAUGUUUCAGUAAGUCUAUUUGGGAAGUGCCAUUGGUUUCAUGUAAAGUUCACACUUGCUUAUAUAUCAGUAUCACAGGUAUGUAUAUGUUAUAUUUGUUUCAUAUUUUCUGCACUGUUGGGAUUCCAUGUUACAUUUAUAUAAAAUAUUUUUCUAUUCAAAAUAAAAUUUCUUCAAG